GCUGCCCCGACUGACGACAGCGGAAGGGGAGUGGCGGGGCUCCGCGCCCGCAGGCGGGAGGCGGCGGAGACGCUGCGCCGCGAUGUCCGCGAGGUGCUGCGCCGGCCAGUUGGCCUGCUGCUGUGGUACUGCUGCUUGUUCCCUGUGCUGUAAAUGCUGCCCCAAGAUAAAACAGUCAACCAGCACCCGCUUCAUGUAUGCGCUUUACUUCAUCCUGGUGACUAUCAUCUGCUGCGUCAUGAUGUCAACAACAGUAGCGAAUGAAAUGAAAACGCACAUUCCCUUCUACAAGGAGCUGUGCAAGGGUAUUCAGGCGGGUGAGAUGUGCGAGAAGUUGGUUGGAUACUCUGCGGUGUACAAAGUCUGUUUUGGAAUGGCCUGUUUCUUCUUCUUGUUCUCUUUGUUCACCAUCAAAAUUAACAGCAGUAAAAGCUGCCGAGCAUACAUCCAUAACGGAUUCUGGUUCUUUAAACUUAUACUGCUGGCAGCGAUGUGCUCAGGAGCCUUCUUCAUUCCUGAUCAGGACACUUUUCUCAAUGCCUGGCGCUACGUAGGAGCAACAGGAGGUUUCCUUUUCAUUGCCAUUCAACUCAUCCUGCUUGUUGAGUUUGCGCACAAAUGGAAUAAAAAUUGGACUGCAGGUGCAAACCACAAGCAGAUGUGGAAUGGAUUGCUCGCCCUGGUCACUCUCAUCUUGUAUUCCAUUGCUGUGGCAGCCCUGGUCCUCAUGGCUCUUUUCUACACACACUCAAAAGGCUGCAUGUACAACAAGGUCCUGAUCGGUGUUAACGGUGGCCUGUGCCUCUUUGUGUCACUGGUGGCCAUAUCACCCUGUGUCCAGGAUCGUCAGCCCCAUUCUGGUUUGCUCCAGUCAGGAGUUAUUAGCUGCUAUGUUAUGUACCUGACUUUUUCAGCACUAUCCAGCAAGCCGCCAGAGACUAUCCUGGAUGAAAACAAUCAGAACAUCACAAUCUGUGUACCUGAAUUUAGUCAAGGCCUGCACAGAGAUGAAAACCUGGUUACUGGCCUGGGUACUACCAUUUUAUUUGGCUGCAUUUUAUAUUCUUGUUUGACCUCAACAACACGUGCAAGUUCAGAGGCACUGAGGGGAAUAUAUGCAGCACCUGAAACUGAAGUAGCUCGUUGCUGCUUUUGCUGCGUGCCUGAUGGAGAUGCUGAUGCUGAAGAGCACGUUGAAAAAAGAGGAGGCCAGGCUGUAUUUUACGAUGAGAAGAAAGGCACGGUGUACAGUUAUGCGUACUUCCACUUCGUUUUCUUCUUGGCUUCGCUGUAUGUGAUGAUGACAGUAACUCAUUGGUUCCAUUACGAAAGUGCUCAGAUUGAAAACUUCUUCACCGGAACCUGGUCCAUCUUCUGGAUUAAGAUGGUCUCCUGUUGGUGUUGUGUCUGUCUGUACUUAUGGACUCUAAUUGCUCCACUCUGUUGCCCAACCAGAGAGUUCUCAGUGUGAACACUAACGAGGUUCUUCUGUGUUUUUCUUUUUCUUUUUUUUUCCUGUUACAAAUAAAAUUCAACAGUCAUUUAGUAACGAGGAAACUCCUGUUGCCCACUUAUCAUGAUGUACCAGUUAGUAACUUUUUUGUCAGACUAAACGAAUGAUUGGAGACUUUUUUUACCUUUUUUUAAUUGUCAUGUACAUUGCCCAAGGGAACAAAUCUGUUCCAAAACUGUGACGCUGAUAUGUGGAGUGUAGAAAACACAAUUGUUGUAUGAACUGGAAGUGAAAUGCUUUUCCAAUAACUGACAAUCUUUCUCAGGCUUCAUUGGCAAGAAAAGAAAAAAUCAUGGUGCAUAUGUGUCUUCUUCCUUCCUGUGAACGCUGUGUAUCUUCUGGCAAAUACGCGUUCCUUUUUAUACUCUUUUUUUAACUCUUUUACAGUUUGCAGUGAUGAUUUGGAUUGCUGUUUUGUACAGCAUAUAAUUCUUCUAAGUAAUAUCCAGAUAAUUUUUUUCUGAAAAUGUAGCUAAAUACUUAUGUAGAAAUAGAGAAUAUGUAAGAAUUUGACUACCAAAGCAUCUACUAAAAAUUGUUUAUCUAAAUAUUAAAUAUAUUAAGUUAUUGUAUAACUGGAUUGAGAAAGGAAUGUACCAAUGAUAAUAGAGUAUUUAUUCUGUUAUAACUUUAAAAGGCAUCCGAAUAUUAUAUACAAUUCAGAUCUGGUCCAGCUGUUAACAGAAAGGGAGUUAUACACACAAAUUCUUUAACUCUAAAUUUUGUCCAACAUUACUUUGCUAACUCGCUUAAACUGCAAGUUGUGUUUACUGUACAGGAGUUUCAAGAUAUGGUACAUUCUUUAUUCAGAAUGUUGUUUGCUGUUGAGAAAAUGCUAACUACAAGAACAUUGCCAGUUGCUGGUAAAUUUAAAAGUGGAGUCCUCCAUUAGUUUUCUACUCUGCUGUUUCAACUUAUGUCUAAAGGUCUCCCAGGAUCUUCAGUUCUGUUUCCAUUACUAAGUGUAUACUACUUUAAAUGCAGUGAUGGUCAGAAAAGGCACAUAGUGUGUCAUCUUCCUUUUCUGCCCGUGUGUUGGUUGGAAAGUAUUCUUUCUAAUUUUUGUACUACUCUGUUGAUGUUAAUUUUGCUCUCUAGAUGGGACUUAGCCAACCAAUCCAUUAAUUAAGCUUGUUGUGGAGACCUCCUCUUCCAAGCAGUGGGGUAAGGAGUCAGAAAAACAAAACCAGAAGACACAAAUGUAACAGCAGUUACUUUAGUAUAAGUGACUGGCUUGACAAUAUUAAACUCUACCGUGUCACUUCUAUUUGCUUUAAGUAGAUGAUUUGGUGGCAGAAGACAGCUCAGAGACCCUAAAUGCUGAAUAAGGUUGAACCCACUGAGUUAUCUACAUUACAGUGGGAUGAAUUUAUGAUACAUGCUAGUCCCAGAGGUUUUAGCUUCUCUGUCUACAUGUAUCUACACACAGAUACAGUGUGAAGUAUGCAGGAUAGAAACAAAAUCAACUACUUUGGCAGUUCUUUUUUUUUGAAACAUGAUUGAGCCUUAGGUCUUCAUGCAACGCUUUUUGCAAAACAAAGAAAAGCACAACAUAGAGGCCAAGAGAUGGCCAAAAUAUUUGCAUGCCUUAUUUGUUCUGUUGCAAUAAUUGAUGGUUAAUGCAAACCUGGUGAGAAAUCCUAAAGUAACAGAUCUCAGUUUUGCUCUUAGUUUUCGUUACCAUUUUGCUAUUUUAUUCUGGAGCCUCUGCCCUGCUUGGAGCUUGCUAGGGAUGUGAUCUUCCCAGCCACGUGCAUCCUUACCUCAAACUAAAUUAACAAGUCUGCAGUCCUGUAUACUUAUACCACCUACCCCUGUGAUUAGGAACAUCAUCUGUCACAAGAUCUGAGGGGAGGAGUGAGUAGUCUGUCCAGAGGUGACUCUUGCUGCUCAUCUUAGUGCCUAGGGGAAAAACGGUUGAAACUUAGCUUUGACAUUGAGUUAGAAAAGCAACAAAUAGCUCUGGAGAGGGAGGCAGGUUUUUUUCCUUUCCUUUUGCUGCUUCUGGGAGGUUCUGAUCUUACUAAGAGCUCUGCUAGCAUGGGGUCCUGUCAGUAUGUCCCUGCCUGCAUUUGGAGUCCAGCCAUGCGGAUCCUUCUGCAGCAGAAAAAGGCCUUUGUUAAUCUAUUCACAAUAGAGCUCUAGAGAACAAGGCAUGCACUGUGUCAAGUUGUAAGGCGGGGAAUGGUUACUCUUCUCUGGUUCUGACAGCAGGCAUCCAAAUCACAAACGUGGAUGAUCUUAAUUAUGUAUCUUGUCCAAUGGAUUUUCUUAUUUGUUCAUGAACAUACUUAUUUUAUGUAGGCGUUAUCUGCCUGCAUAAGGACUUCCUGCACCUCCUUGUGCUCUUUUUUUUAUUAUAGUUUAUUUUUAAGGAAAUAGGUUUUGCACAGAGAAAGCAGGGUUGUAAGAGUAAAGUCAACAGUGAGGCAUGAGACCAUUCUUCUUAUAUGGCACUCGCCUCACUGGUUUGCUCUGUCAUCUGUCCCUUCCACCAGCUAUUGACGUUAUGCAUCUAGACCUGUGGUAUACGUGGGGUAGUAAGGGGGCAGUGCCUGACUACACUGCUUUGUCUGCUUCUGGGCAAGCGUUCUGAGAAAAGAUCCUGAAAAUAACUAUGACUCAUGUGUCCAUGCUGUGGCCCCAGAUCCAGCUGUGGAUCUCCAGGCCUUUACAAGCAAUCAGUAACUGGUGGCACUUGGGUGUGCAAAGCCUCUAGUUCCUUGGUAAAGCACAGCUUCCUGCUGGCCAGACAAAUGUUACAGCCUUACUGUUCACUGUAAAAUCUGUACUGUGAAUUUCCAUGUGCCACAGUUUAAUAAAAUCGUUGGUUAGGGUAUAAGUUUCAAAUGCCCAGUUCAUAGAUUCCAAACAGUUAAUGCAAAUGGGCUUUUAAAAUCUUUUUAAGAAGUGCCUUUAUUCCUGCUGCUGUGGUAGCUAAUAAUUCAGGUGGCACUGGAAGUGGAAGACCUGAACCGAGUCUGUGACUGGGUGAUGCUGCCUUGUACAUUAUACCAAGACACAGUCAGACCUGUGCUGCAUGUGGAACACCCAAUAAUCUGUGCUUGACAAACCUAUAGGGGUGACGUUUAUUCAGAUAUUACAGUGCAGUGGAAGAUGCGCUUGAAAAACUCAGAAAUAGCCUGAUGCUAAUGUAAAUAAGUGAGUAGUUGUUGCUCACUUUUAAAUUUAAACUGUAAACAGUUAACUUUCUCUCCAGGUACCUGAAAGUGCAGGUAACUGCUAUGUUUGAGGCAAUUAGUUUUGUUGUGUCUUUCCUGCCUUGUGCCACCAUUGUUGGCUGAAUUCUUUUCCUUGAUCUGAGUGAGCACUGCAGUAUUUCUGGCUCCUAUUAUUUUUGGACCGUGUGAAGUGAGGAAGCUGUUAUUACAAAGACAGGAAGACUAGAGAACAUGUCCUGUGCUAACUUUCUUCUAGUUAAAUUUGAAUUUGAACUAAUGCAAUCAUUCAGUGGAUUCUUGGAGGAACAGACCACGUUAGCAGAAAUUAGUUCUGCUGGGAAGGUGAAACGAUUUUACUGAUGUUUUCCUACUUUUUCAGAUUUGCUAUCUUAAGAAAGUUUAUUUGGAACCUCACUGUUGCACUGCUAUCAGAGAUGGGAACAAUGUUAGUUUUUUUUCAAGAAGGCAACCGAGAGCCACAAUCGUGACUGGUUCUUGUUUGGGGUGAAGUCUUGUUUGGGGAUGGACUUGGAGAGCAGGUCUCUGAAUCCAAAUAGCUGGACUAACAAAUGAGACAUAAAACCUUACGAAGAACGUGUGGAAAGCAGAUGGAUAUGCUUCUUUGCUGUUUACCACCUAAUUUGUUAAAGUUGCAGGCAGCCCUUGCAGCUGGAUGCCAACUAAGGAACACCACUGUGAUCACACAUCAGAGUUAUUGCACGUCUGUGGGCUCUUAGCUUUGUACUUCAAGCAUUUCUGUGAGGUUCAAAAAGCUCGUACUUGCCCAGCUGAUUUGGUAAUUCUGGCUGGGUUGGGCCACUUUCAUCCAAAACGGGUAAUUCAGUUUUGCUAAUGUAUGCGUAGUCCAAAGAGAGGGCUUGUCCUCUCAGAAUCAUGAACACUGCAUGUCUAUUUAUUUAUUUAUUUUGUGUUUUAGCACCUUUUUACAAAUCUAGAAGCGCUUUGAGAUUAUAAUCUAUGCAUCUGUAACUGCUUCAUCAGCCACUGGUGCAGCAAUUUUGGGCCUAGGAUGUUGGUAUUAAUGAAGUGAUCUUUGCACUUGUGAAAAAGCUGGUUUUUAACAGUCCUCUGGUUUUGUCCAAUGCAUCAGAAAAAAUUGGGAACUCAAGAUGGUGCUGCUUGAACUUUGGCUAGCGGCCCACAGUGCCAUGGGGAUCUCUGAACAGAUUGGUAACAAAUCCACUGACUGUUUUGAAAACGUACUAUGAAGAUUUAAACUGUUAGGCUUUUCUCCUAAAUAAUUUGAUGAAGCAAAAUACCACAAGACUGUAUCUGUGGCUAGAUGAGCAAGAUUAUCUGCAGCUAGAAUUUUGCUCUCAUCUUUAUUUCCAGGCUUUAGAAGCAAUAUCUUUUACUUGCAGGCUGUAUCUCCUCAUUUUAUUUGCCUUUUUCUCCUUGGGCUUGUUUCUUAAAGGCAUUGUAAACCUGCUUCACUCUCAUUCUCCUUCCUGUCAAGUGGGAUGUCUUUGGUGCUAGAAACCAGCAAAGACUUCUUUGCCAGGUCUUGUCGAUCCUUUCUGUUUUGUAGCAGGACAAACCUGCAGUGUUGAAGCAAAGUCAAGGAUCAUAAUGUCUUACAUAGAUAAGAUUUCCUCUGCGAAAACUGCAUCUUUGUUUUCUGUAGUGGCCUACAAGUUCUUGUGGGGGGGAAAUGCAUAAUCAGCGCCGUGACAUUUUACUUUGUGUUUUCAAUUUUGUAAACAGUAGUUUGAACUGAGUAUUUCACAUGACCGUACAAGGGAAUGCCAAGCGGUCAAGUGCUUAGAAAGCUUUGGCUUUUUGUACUUGUACGUAGCUUGGGAACUGGUAUGUCUCUGCAUUUUUCAACCUUCUGACAGCAGAAUGCCUGAGUACCCCAGGAUGGGGAUGCGGAUACACUACACAGGCUUUGAGGUAGAAACUUUGGGAGAUUGGCAUGUACGGUGGCUUUCUAAUGCCUAAAAAAAGUAGUAAGUUUCAAGUAUCCUUAAGUCCAGUUUUGUUUUUUUUUUUUCUCUCAGACUUGGUUUCAACUCACUCUACACCUGUCCAAUGAUGAUAUUUUUUAAAAGUUGGAAUUUAUUUCAGAUAUAAGCCAUGUUGGCUUCUCCCCAUUUGCCAGUCUCCUGAUAGCUCUCAGUGCUGUAGUGUACAGCUGUUUGCACAAACUUCCUUUGGAGCCACAGUCGUCACCUUUGAAACUGUUCCAGCAGCUUAAAGCUUCUAGGGCUUUUGCUCGCCAGAGCUGUGGGGUGCAGCUCUGCAGCCGCACUUUUGCCAAAGAAGCCUCAGUGUGAAGCCAAGAAUAAUUCUGGAAACCUAAUGGGGAUAUUAUGUCUUGUUACUUAUAUGAUAACUUUAUUUUUCCUCUUACUGAUAGAUGUCCAGGUGCUUAGGUGUCGUUGGGCAUCCAUGCAGACUUAAAGCGAGGAAUAUUAACUUCCAGAUAAAAUUGUUCAACAUGUCAUAUACAAGCUGAGAUGAUACUUUCUAGGAACCUACAGGUUCACUCUCUGCUUUUUAUUUACCACCAGUGAGUGGUGUUCAGUCUUGUAUAUGCUGUGUUUGAAAACUGGAUGCAAAGUAGUCAAAAGGUAAACACUUUUUUCUUAAUGGUGAGGGGUUUUUAAUUAGUCUUUUUCAAAUUUCUUAUUAUCUCAAGGGAACUUUUUGGUGUGUGUGUGUGGUUUUAAUAGCUGUAGUUUUUAUUAAGCCCAGUGAAGUGGGUUUUUGCUAGUUUAUUUAACAUUUUUUUGCGAAUGUUGUGAUCUGUAGUAACUGUAACGCUUUGACUAUUAAGGUUUGUUAAAGAUUUCAGGAUUUUAAGAUCUUAAUUGUAAAAUAGUCAAUAGCUUUGCCCUUUUAAAGCAUGUUAAUGGUUUUUAUGGACACUUCCUUUUGUAUACUGAGUGAAUGUAUUGUUAUAGAUUUAAUGUUUAAUGGACCAAUAAAGUUUUUCUUACAUUUG
Cuculus canorus (common cuckoo) is the source of this 7663-nucleotide messenger RNA. It is a transcript of the gene SERINC5, whose product is annotated as serine incorporator 5. NCBI's taxonomy places the organism in Eukaryota, Metazoa, Chordata, Aves, Cuculiformes, Cuculidae. The coding region runs from base 83 to 1471 and encodes 462 amino acids. The record is from RefSeq and is a predicted model, not a curated record. Gene Ontology annotation, cellular component: membrane. The transcript has 12 exons.